AUGAAGCUUGCACAAAACGUAUUUGCACUCGCGAUUGGCUUCGCUGCUAUGACCAAAGCCAGCGUCCUCCUUCAUGAGAGGGAAGGCAAGUCCGCUGCCGAUAACCAAAGUCAGCCUACCGCAACCAUUUAUAACUUUGCUCCGAAAGAUAUCAUCGGCCAGUAUGACGGAUUGGAGCCUCACCCUUACGCACCAUUGCGCUACGGCAAACCUGUUAGAAAGCUAGACAAAAACGGUAACGCAGUCGUCGAACAUGCAGCAUCGCUCAAUUACUUCAACGGAACAUACUACAUGUACAGCGAGUCUUGGGCUUGCGGCAGAAUCACUUUCUUUAGCGGCUCUCAGAGUUUCGGCAUGCCUGCAUUCCCUAGCUACAAUACUAGUGACACUGGAAGCGGACGAUGUGGGUUGCCCAUCUAUAGCUCACCCAACCUCGUAGACUGGGAAUUAGCAGGAUUUUUCACCGUCAACAGACCUGAGGAAAUACCUCAAACUUCUUUUGGUCCAAACAAGAUGAAAGCGCGAUUCCUUCCAAAUCUCAACAAAUACAUUGUUUGGUUCAAUGCAGGUAAUGGACGGACUUUUAACCUCCAGCGGACAGGCUCCUUUUACUAUGCCAUAGCCGAUACGCCUUACGGCCCAUGGUCUGAGCCUCAACUUAUCAACGGGGACCAUUUGGCCCAUGAUUACGACAUAGCUGAUGGCCCUGAUGGUUCAGUAUAUGUGGUAACCGAUGUAUACUCGGGUUACGACGAUCAAAAUGCUGUUCCACUUUGGGAUGUGUAUGUUCAGAAAAUCAAUGAGGAUAUGACAGGCACUGUAGGGACGAACAAUACCACGUCGCUCAUCAUGAACAAGGCUCAUUGGGAAGGCAUCGGAUUUUUCUACAACCUCGGAUGGUGGUAUAUCACCGGAGGCCCGACAUGUGCAAACUGCGAGGUGCCUAUCUGGUAUGCCAAGUCUAGAGACCCGUUCGGCCCAUACUAUACUGCCAGUGGACGCAAAGUUUCAGAAGUUCGUGAAGGAACGGUUUUGUCAGAGAAUGGCUGCGGUGCUCAGAACAAGGGCGCAAAUGUUCUGCCCACAGCAAAUGGCGGACAAGUUGUUCUCACUGGGGCUUGGGGCUAUCGCACCGAUCCACAGGACUUCUCAUUGGAAGGACAUGUCAGCCACGGGUCUAAUGCCCAAGCUAUCUCCUCUACGUACUGGUUUCCCCAAAACUUCGACAAUGAUGGCAACCUUCAACCAUUUACAUGCGCAGCUGAGGUUGUGAUCCCACUGGCUGACCCAGACUCUAUGUCGGUCACACAACGUGGCCCAUACCAGCCAGAUUGCCGUAUUAACUUCAGGGGAGGUCUGCGACAGACGCUAUCUUCGGGUUUGGGCGGUGCCAUCCUUAAUUUGACAUUGUUCCAGCUGACUUGGAACCUUGGCCCCGUCAGCCAAGCCGGAAACGUUAUGAACGGUCCACUGAACAUUACUCUAAGUUAUACAAAUGGUAACUAUCAAUCCGUGCUUUUGGACCCGAAAAGUUCGAUUAGCUGGGACUCUGAGGUGGUAUCUCUUCGCCUUAACGGAUCACUUUCCUCAAUUACUAUGACAUCUAACGCAACAAAUGGCUGUUUUGGGACCAUGGCUCAGCCUAAAAGCAAUAUUGGCAGCGAUUAUGAAUACUUCACGGACCUUGGUGUAGAGACUAGUGUCAAUGGUCAGAUAGUAAUGAACAUAGCGUGA
Molecule: messenger RNA, 1734 nt
Organism: Bipolaris maydis ATCC 48331
Lineage: Eukaryota; Fungi; Ascomycota; Dothideomycetes; Pleosporales; Pleosporaceae
Product: glycosyl hydrolase
Biological process (GO): carbohydrate metabolic process
Molecular function (GO): hydrolase activity, hydrolyzing O-glycosyl compounds
Source: RefSeq, a predicted model, not a curated record